Messenger RNA from Heterostelium album PN500, 1830 nucleotides. RefSeq lists its product as uncharacterized. The coding region runs from base 1 to 1830 and encodes 609 amino acids. The transcript is spliced from 2 exons. Gene Ontology annotation, molecular function: protein binding. Lineage: Eukaryota; Evosea; Eumycetozoa; Acytosteliales; Acytosteliaceae. The record is from RefSeq and is a predicted model, not a curated record.
AUGAAUAAUAAAACAGAUAAAAUAGUAAAUCUAUCACAUUUAAUAUUAAAUAAAAUAAUAAGCAACUUAAAAGAUAUCGUUGAUCGCAUUUGUUUCAGUUUAGUUUGCAAGAGAUGGUACAAUGAUCGAGAUAAAUAUUUAAUAUUCAACACUGAUAGUAUCCCCAUAUUUCCACUUAAUACCACUGAUAUCAAUCAAUAUCAUAAACAUUUCAAAUUACCAUCAUAUAAUAAUAUCUUUAUUAAAUCAAUUCAAUCAAAGACUGAUUGUAGACUUUUUAUUGGUUAUACCAAAAAAGAUUAUAAUAUAGAUGAUGUUAGAAAUCUCAAAAGUAUUCCCGACAAUGUUUCAAAUAUCUAUAUUUCUCCCAAAUCUUUUUUAGAAGAGGAGCAGGAGUAUCUCUAUAAACUGAUAUCAGAAUCACAAUCAGUUACAAAGUUGGAUGGAUGCAAGACAUUGAAAUAUGGAUUAUCAAAUUCAGUCAAAUCUGUUGAAUUGAAGAAUUUUAAUGAACCACUUUUGAAAGGAUCAUUUCCCAAUUCAUUAAAAGUGUUGAAUUUUAAUAAUACUAUCGAAAAAGCGGUUCGGCCUGGUGUACUUCCCGAUGGUUUGCACACACUUACUCUAGACAACUAUCAAAUUGAAAUUCCCCAAGGCGCACUUCCAGAAGGUUUGCAAAAUCUUUCUCUAAUCAAAUAUCGACAAACAAUUCGACCGGGUGUACUUCCAGAUGGUUUACGUGUAAUUUCUUUUUUCAAAUACCAACAUGAAAUUCUACCAGGUGUACUUCCAGUUGGUUUACUCGAUUGUAUUUUCUCUUCCUACGAUUUCGAAAUUAAACAGGGUGUACUUCCAGUUGGUUUGCUAGAAUUGUUCGUAGAAGGCAGAUAUUAUUAUCAAUAUGAAAUUCAACCAGGAGUACUUCCAUUGUCUCUUGAACGUUUAUAUCUUUAUAGUUAUAUUCCACCACCCGAACCUGUAGCAUUACAACCAAACCUAGAAGAUUUACAAUAUUCAGCCGAAUCUUGUUUACCAAUAUCGUGGUUACAAGCCAUAUCAUCACUUUCCAAACUUCAAUCACUUACAGUUGAUUUUCAUGAUGAAGUUGGUAGAGAUACCACAAUUUUCAAUGUCAACUACCUCCCUCGAACUAUAAAAUCAUUCUACUGUAACAUACGAACGAAAUUGAGAGGAACAAUGCCAACAUCAUUGAAAAGAGUCAAUCUUGAUGAUUGUCAAUUUAAUAUCAAUGAAAUUUUCCCAGAAACAUUGCAAUAUCACUUUGAAUUAUUCCAAUAUGAAUAUAAUAGUAUUCUUACAAUCGCAUCAAACAUAAGGAUCGAUGAAUUGAUAAUAUGUGGAGAAUCAAGAGAAUCAACGAUAACUCUACCAUCUGGCGUUGGAAAAAUUACAUUGUUUUUUAAUUGGUUAAAUUCAAAUGAGAAUAUAAUUGACUUUGUUGGAGAUGGUUCUGCUGAUCAAUCAUGCUCAUUAAGAGAAUUACGUCUUCCAACAUUCAAAGAUGGACCUCCUAAAAUAGUUAAACUACCAAACACCAUUGAAUAUAUGGAUAUUGGUAAAAAUGAAAUCAAUAAUAUUUUACAUUUAAUACCAUCAACACUCAGAACACUUGUCCUUGAAAAUCGUUCUGAUAUCAAUAUCACCAUUGGCAGCUCAAUCAAAUCAAUCAACAAAAUCAUUUGUAAUAUAACAAAAACUAUUAGAAAGUUGGAUAAAGAAUAUUAUAUAAUGAAUGAUUUAUCUGCAAAAUUAAUUGCUAAAAUAUUUCACCAUUCCAAACUUGAACAAAUUUUAAACAAUGUACAAUAA